This is a messenger RNA of Belonocnema kinseyi, 685 nucleotides long. Its product is annotated as small integral membrane protein 8. The record is from RefSeq and is a predicted model, not a curated record. Bases 264 to 524 code for a protein of 86 amino acids. Lineage: Eukaryota; Metazoa; Arthropoda; Insecta; Hymenoptera; Cynipidae. The transcript has 3 exons.
AUUUGCUUUGAAACGUAAACAUAAAUCCAUAAAUAAUCAGACGUCAUAAAUAUUGCGGUUUGAUUAUUGCAAAUCAAAAUUUCAAAAUGUGAUUGUAACCUAUUUUUCUUUGAUUGGGUCAUCUACAAGAAAAGUUUAAGUUUUUGUGCGCGAACUACACGUCCUCAUGAAAACCUAACCCCCUUCCCACAAGAUUUUUAGGAACUGCUAUCCGAAACCAAAUCCUAUUACACUUGCACCUGGGUCCUGGGUAAAAAUUAAUCAUGAGUAAACAAGAAAAACAACAGGCCCCAGGAGAUGGAAUUCGCUCUCUUAAAAGUACUCCGAUGUUUCGAGCAAUAAAUUAUGAACUUUACGUCAGACCGAAUAAAGUGAUAAUGGCUAUCGGUGUUAUCGCAAUGACAGGAUGCGCUGGUUAUAUACUUUAUAUGCGCUCAAAAUACGAAUCCAUGGGAUUCUACACUGCCGUGGAGUCCGACGGUAGCGAAAGGUUUAAGAAGAAAGUUUCCAAGUGGUCAGAGUGACGUACUUAGCACUCUGGCAAAACGUCUGUGUAAAUACGAAUAUAAGUUAUGUAAAUAAAAAUUUUAUGGUACAGUUGUAAAUAUAUCCUAAGGACAGUACAAGAUGUUAUGUCUACAUUUUUCUUGGAGUAAAGUAAGGCAUUAAUGAUUCCAAACUCAAA